GCCUUCACGAGGGAGGCUUCAGCUACUUCGCAACGUUUCAUCCAAGCUUAUUGGAUUGGCGACAAGAAAUUCCUGACUUGGUUCUGGCCAUACAGAGCCACUUCGUUGGAGCUGCGUUUGAGAAGAGGCAGCGUCUCGCACCAUGCAUCCUACGACUGCCAUGGCAGAUGCCGGACUUCACCUCGGCGCAGCUUCUGCGACUGCCCCUGGGCUUAAAGACUGCGAGGAGGCACCGACUUUCGACAGCUCGUGCCAAUCUGGCAGAACGUUGCCAGGCCUUGCAGUGGAUUUACGGCUUCGAAGAAGACAGCGACCAUGCGGUCUAUGCGGAGUCCGAGAUGUUUGGACUCAUGCUCUUGCGGGAUCGACUCCAAGAAGUCUUGGCAACUGGGCAUUUGGGGUGGCCACAGUUGCCCACCGACCCCACCGGCUUGGCGGAGCUGGCCGCCCAGCUGGCGGCCACGCUGCCGCGCGACUGUCCGGCGGUGCCGGUCGAGGUUUCAGGAGCCCUGGAGUUGCAGCCGGACCAAGUCCGUGCUGAGAUCCAAGCAUUGCGAAAGCAGCUGACGGCACUCGUGCCCGCGCUCUCGCAGUUGAUCGUCUCCACCGGCAUGGAGCGCUUAGGUGAAGAGCUUUCAGCCCUGGUGGCCUUGCACUACCGUCUGCAGUCGGUGAGCUCCUCCAAGUGUAGCGCUCCGGAGGUGCCGGAGAUCGUGUCGAGCACCUCCCGCAAGAACGAAGAAGUGGCCCUGCUGACAGGCGGACCCUUUGCGGCCAAAUUGGAUGGGCUGCAACCGGUGGCAGAGCUUCUGACGAAAAGCACCUACGUGCGCAUGAACAACAGCCUCGAGGGAGAGCCGGCUCAUGUGCUGAAGGAGCUGCAGAUCAACGCUUGCUUGGAGGACUUGGUCUUUGGCCUGGGGUCUCGAGGGCGCCUGUCCAAGACACGCGAACGCCGCACUCAAGAGAUGCUAGGCCUCUUGGAUCAUAUGCAACAUGUCUUGCAAUUCCGGAGCGCUGCAGCAGAGGUGGAGACCAUUCGAGAAGGUCAUGUUCUCGAAAGCCCUCCAGAGCUGGAGUGGUUGCAGGCCACCACGCAGUCGAUGAAAGAGAAAAGGGAGUCGAUGGAGGUGCAAUUUCGGGCCGAUGUGGCCGCGCGUGCCGUGAGGUUGGUCUUCGAGGUGGAUCGUGUGCACCGCUGCUACCGCAACUUGAAAGCCGCGGCGGGCGAGCUACAAAGUCGACUGGAAGCAGAAGUGAUCGACCAGGUACGCAGCACCAUCUCCAACUUCACAGGUGCUUUGUCGGCCGAGGAUGGACGCUUCAAGGAGAGUCACAGCGUCGACCGAGAGGCCAUGGCACAGCAGCUGCGUGAUCUACGUGAGCACGUGACCAGCGAAUUGGCCUCUCUGGCGGCCAAGAACCAGGCCGUUCAAGUGAAAGCCGUUCAACCACGACAGGUACCUGGGCUGGAGACCCUCUUGCCGGAGAAGGAUACAGGAGGCAUUGACUUCCAGGCACUGGUUGGCGUAGGGAUGGAAGCAGAGACCGACGAGGACGGCGAUCCGAUCAAGAGGCGGAACUCCAAUGUUGGCCGGCACAACAGCGCAGAGGUCCUACCGAAGCCAUCGAUGCUCACAGUCAGCGACGGGAUGUACCGGAAGCUCGGUGAGGUGGCCAGCCGGCGCGAGGUCUACGACUUGCAGAUGGAGCUGCGGAAGUUGAAAGAUCGUCAGCUCCAAGAGCGCAUCUUCCACAAGUUCAAGUGCCAAGCUAUGCGCCAGCGCUUCGAACGGAAGGUGCGGGAGCAGGAGGCGACCCUCGAAUCGAAUUCCUCCCUCUUGAAACACUUGGCCGAGAUCUCGCGGAGCGAAGCUGCUGCAGCAAACGACUUCGUCAGAGGCGCGCAGGAAGUCUCCGAUGCUGAAAAACGCACAGAGGCGGCACCACCCCUGGCCGUUUGCAGUCCUGGCAGUCCCAAACAGGUUGUAUCCAAUGGCAGUGGGCUGCUUGUACUUUCAUCAUCUCCGAGUCAGGAGUUGGGCCCGGUGACCGACUCCAACGCCGAGCAAAAGCGGCGGCUGGUCAAGUGGAAAAAGAACAAGAGCAAGCAGCUCUACCACAUGAAGAAAGGUGUUCGAGAUCAUGAGAUGGCAGGAACAAUGGAUGUGGCAUCCUUGCUCCAGGAAAUCCAGUCCAAGCAGGAGCUGGUGAAGAUCUUGCAACAAAGUCAGAAAGAGUUUGACCAAGAGGUGGUGCGCGCCAGUCGCCACAGCGCUGCCAAGACCGCGAAUGUCCGUGCCGCCAUGAUCGAACAACGACAAGUGAAAGACGAGACGUUCAAAGAGCUUCAAAGGCUGCGCAUGGAGAUGCAACGUCCCGACGGGACGAAGAACGUGGAUUACUGGCGCUCCAAAGUUCAGGAGAUUCGCCAGGAGAUGAAAUGCCUGGAAGAGGACAACGGCAAGCUGCGGAUUCUAUUGUCGAUGAGGGAGCACCCAGAGGAUGGCAGUCCGUGAGCCGCAAGUCCGUUCGCUCAAGCCGUAUCUCGGAGCCUCAAAAUCCGGGAAAUUGGGAUCCAAUGGUCUCAAAAACAGCCUCGUUGUCAUGGCUGUGGCACGUUAGU
This is a messenger RNA of Durusdinium trenchii, 2626 nucleotides long. The record is from the annotation of a GenBank genome assembly. Lineage: Eukaryota; Dinophyceae; Suessiales; Symbiodiniaceae.